CCUCCACCAGGACCACCACCAACCCCUUCUUUCUCUUUUAAUCUUUAUAUCUCUCAUUUUUAUUCAAUUAUAUAUUUCUUUAACUCGUUUUAAUCCAUAGAAAUAUAUAAAUGAAAUAACCAAUAUCUAUUUAUUUACUAGUGAAUCAUCAGUUACUUGUUAUAACACUACAAAACUAGUAGCAUCCAGGAAUCUGGAAGAAGCUCCAGAGACAAAACACAAAGUCUCAAUCUUUGUUUGAUAAGAUGAGAGGAGGGAGUCUAUGGCAGCUAGGGCAAUCCAUAACCCGUCGUCUUGCUCAAUCCGACAAGAAAUCUGUGUCACGCCGCUACUUAGCCUCAGGUUCUGACCUGAAAAAGACAGCUCUUUACGACUUCCAUGUCGCUCAUGGAGGAAAGAUGGUUCCUUUUGCUGGUUGGAGUAUGCCAAUUCAGUACAAAGACUCAAUCAUCGACUCAACUGUUAACUGCAGAGUCAAUGGGAGUUUGUUUGAUGUUGCACAUAUGUGUGGUUUGAGCCUCAAGGGGAAAGACUGUGUUCCCUUUUUAGAGACCCUUGUGGUUGCUGACGUGGCUGGUUUGGCUCCUGGAACAGGGAGUUUGACAGUGUUUACAAAUGAGAAAGGAGGUGCUAUUGAUGACUCGGUGAUUACCAAAGUGACUGAUGAGCAUAUCUAUUUGGUGGUGAAUGCUGGUUGUAGGGAUAAGGAUUUGGCUCAUAUUGAAGAGCACAUGAAGGCUUUUAAAUCCAAGGGAGGUGAUGUGAAUUGGCAUAUACAUGAUGAGAGAUCUCUUCUCGCCCUUCAGGGUCCUUUGGCUGCUCCGGUGCUUCAACACCUGACUAAAGAAGACUUGAGCAAGCUUUACUUUGGACAGUUCCAGAUCCUGGACAUUAAUGGUUCCACCUGCUUCCUUACCAGGACCGGGUAUACUGGGGAAGAUGGUUUUGAGAUCUCAGUUCCAUCAGAGCAUGCAGUUGAUUUAGCCAAAGCAAUCUUGGAGAAAUCUGAAGGAAAGGUAAGGCUUACUGGUUUAGGAGCAAGAGACAGUCUCAGGCUAGAAGCUGGGCUUUGUCUAUACGGUAACGACAUGGAGCAACACAUUACUCCUGUUGAAGCUGGACUCACAUGGGCCAUAGGGAAACGUAGAAGAGCUGAAGGAGGGUUUCUUGGAGCUGAUGUGAUACUCAAACAGCUUCAAGAUGGACCUACUAUCAGAAGGGUUGGGUUUUUCUCUUCGGGACCACCAGCAAGGUCGCAUAGCGAGGUCCAUGAUGAGAAUGGUAACAAGAUUGGAGAGAUCACGAGUGGUGGGUUUAGCCCCAACUUGAAGAAGAACAUAGCCAUGGGGUAUGUGAAGUCUGGUCAGCACAAGACAGGGACUAAAGUCAAGAUUUUGGUCCGUGGGAAACCUUAUGAAGGUAACAUCACCAAGAUGCCGUUCGUUGCAACCAAAUACUACAAGCCAUCAUAAUAUGUGUGUCCCUCUUCUUCUAAUGACCUUUUGUCUCUUUUCUUUUCUUAAAUGACACUUGUGUUUCCUUUCAAGUGUACGUUCUUUGCCAAGAGGGCAUUGCUUAUUCUACUCUUAUUGAAAUAAACUAAACGCAACUUUAUUGAUUUUUCGUUUGAUUUGGAGAAAAACUGAAUGUAAUUAAAUUGAUUUUUAAGUUGUUAUCCCC
This is a messenger RNA of Eruca vesicaria subsp. sativa (arugula), 1680 nucleotides long. NCBI's taxonomy places the organism in Eukaryota, Viridiplantae, Streptophyta, Magnoliopsida, Brassicales, Brassicaceae. The record is from the annotation of a GenBank genome assembly.